This is a messenger RNA of Mucor mucedo, 1013 nucleotides long. RefSeq lists its product as uncharacterized. Bases 39 to 1013 code for a protein of 324 amino acids. The transcript has 7 exons. The record is from RefSeq and is a predicted model, not a curated record. Gene Ontology annotation, molecular function: protein binding. Lineage: Eukaryota; Fungi; Mucoromycota; Mucoromycetes; Mucorales; Mucoraceae.
ACUUUUUUACUACUUCGCAAUCUAAAUUUCAUUUAUAAAUGGUAUCUAGAUUAAACAACACAACUGAAAUGUUAUCUGCUAAGCAAUUGCAUUCCAAACGAAUCAAACCAAGGUCUGUUAUACCUGUCAAUUCCAGGUAUGGUCAUACGGCUACAUUUGAUCCCAGCAGAAGAUUUAUCUAUUAUUUGGGUGGUCAAGAAUUCCUGAAUGAUCCUGAUACUAUGACAUAUACGAGUACUUAUGUCGAUUUUACGAACAUUCUGCAUUACAACACAGAAAUGGGCAUAUGGGACACAAAAAUUACAGGUGGCUCCGUGUUCCCAACAAACAGGAUGUUUCAUACUGCUAAUUUAGCUCAUGACUCGGACUGUAUAAUCAUAUACGGAGGUGCCGAAUCUGAUAGUAAUGGUGAUUAUACGCCAGUCGCCGACUAUUUAUAUACCUACAAUAUUGAAUCAAAUACGUUUGACAUUGUUCAUAUCAAAGAAGCCCAAAUAGAAGCUGGACCACGAUAUGGCCAUACAGCCGUUAUCGUCAAUAACAACGCAUUAUUCAUUACGUCUGGCAUAAAUUCCACAUUGAUAGCUUCACCUGAUUCCUUUGUUCUGGAUCUCGAAGAUUAUUCCUGGCAGAAGAACGACUACUAUGUUAAUACCACGCCUAAUGACAAUUUUAAAAAUUCUCUUUAUGUACAACCCCAUACAUUGUUAAAAAGAGAUAUUAUUGGAGGACUGCCUGACAGUAUUUUUGUUAUAAUCAUCGUUAUUGUGUUAUUUUUGCUCCUUGGUUUAGCAACAGUAUUUUGCUGUAAACUAGAAAGAAAUCCAUCACCAAAAACAAUACCAUAUCGAGAAGAUCGUGGUAACAAAACGAAUCAUUACCACAUGUUUGUUGCCCAUGGCGCAGGAACUGAUGGCGGAGGUGGAGGAGGAGGCGGAGGAGGCGAUGGCGGAGGUGGAGGAGGAUGCGGAGGAGGCGAUGGCGGAGGCGGAGGCGGAGGCGGAGGUUGUUAA